Lactuca virosa is the source of this 1820-nucleotide messenger RNA. The record is from the annotation of a GenBank genome assembly. Lineage: Eukaryota; Viridiplantae; Streptophyta; Magnoliopsida; Asterales; Asteraceae.
AUGGGAUGACAAAGCCCACAAGAGCUGGAGACCCUCUAGAGACUAGAAAUGGCAGUUGCUUGCAUGACAUGCCAUGGUUGCUCUUGAGCUUCGUAUAAUUUACGCCCUCAAGACCUGUGAUCACUCAAGGAAUCGAGGGAGGUUGCCAAGUUUUCAUGGCGUCAGUUCAUCGUCUUGCUCGGACAAUUCAGACGUGCCGUACAAUCGCAUUUCGUAAAACCCUAACCCCUUCAAAUCCAGCUCAUCGCCACCUCUCCUACCGUACUUUCAACCAGAACAGCCACUCUUUCCAUGAUAGUUCUUGGAGGUCAACAAAUGCUCCUGGAUUAAAUUAUCUUCCUGCAAUGCUAGCUGGAAUAUUUGGGCUUGGCCUAGUAGAUGUAGCCUAUGCAGAUGCACCUGAGGGUGAGGCUAAAACACCUUUACCACCUGAAUCACCACCACCAACACAUGUUGAUAUGGAAGCAAUUGCCAAAAAAGAAAGAACUCGAUUAGAAGAGUUGCUUAAAACCAAAGGAAUGCAAUACGGUUCUUACCCUCGGUUUACUGUUGCUGUGAAGGGCAAAAAGGUUACAAUCAAGUUCCAAAUUCCUCCUACUUGUGAAAUUUCACUUUUGAUUUCAAACAUUGUUGCAAAUCUUGGUGUCAAAGUUGAAGAACGAGCUACAGGUUCAGACAUGAAUUUACGUGCUUGGGAUAGUGGUGUUGCUUGGCAGUUAACACUCAAUCGCCCAGUGGAUAAGAGCAGUUCUGAUGCAAAUCCAAAUGAUGAGGAUCUUUGCAUUCUGAUGUUCCGAUCACUCAUUAGUUCUGAUAAACCGGAAAUGGAGUUUAUAAAGCAAGGGAGCUUUACACCUGAGGAGCUUGAUGCUCUAGUAUCUGUGUUGAAAUUGGCGGGAACAGGACAAAAUAGGAGUAUGGAUAGAAGAGGAGAUAAUGCACUUAACUCAUCCUUGGAUAAAUCUGUUAGCAGUUUAGAGGGCAUGGGUGUCAAGAUUUAUGGACUUAAGGAGCCUAAAUUAGAACACUCAAAAUCUGAAGAAAUAUCAUGGGAAAACAUUGCUGGAUAUAGUCAACAGAAAAGAGAUAUAGAAGAUACAAUACUACUAGCUCUUCAGAGUCCCGAGGUUUAUGAUGAAAUUGCUCGUGGGACCCGCUGCAAAUUUGAGACAAAUAGACCCCGUGCAGUACUCUUUGAAGGCCCACCAGGUACUGGGAAGACAUCCUGUGCUCGUGUUAUAGCCAAUGAAGCGGGCGCCCCAUUGUUAUAUGUGCCAUUGGAGGUUGAUUCCUUUGCUACUGCUCGUGAUAGUGAAACUCAUGAAGCUACUCGUAGAAUCUUGUCAGUCAUUUUACGCCAGAUUGAUGGAUUUGAGCAGGAUAAAAAAGUAGUGGUGAUAGCUGCAACCAACAGAAAGCAAGAUCUUGAUCCUGCUUUAUUAAGUCGGUUUGACUCAAUGAUUACAUUUGGUCUACCUGAUCAGCAAACUCGCCAGGAAAUAGCAGCUCAAUACGCAAAACAUUUAGCAAAAACCGAGUUAUCUGAAUUAGCUGCAGCCACUGAAGAAAUGUCUGGACGCGAUAUUCGAGACGUGUGUCAGCAGGCAGAGAGGCGAUGGGCAUCAAAGGUUAUACGGGGGCAAGCACAGAAAAAUGAAGAUGGUGCUUCUCUUCCACCACUGCAAGAGUACAUUGAGAGUGCUUCAGAACGACAUAAGGUUUUACUUGCAGCUGCAACUGACAAACAAGACCAUAACUUUUCACCCAAAAAGAAGCCUCAAUUUUAAAAUGGUCACGAUGGAAAACUUUGAAUUUAGUGG